This is a messenger RNA of Spirodela intermedia, 96 nucleotides long. NCBI's taxonomy places the organism in Eukaryota, Viridiplantae, Streptophyta, Magnoliopsida, Alismatales, Araceae. The record is from the annotation of a GenBank genome assembly.
AUGAUACCUCUAUUGCUUAAGGAGAUAAGUUUAAUCUCAAUUAGUGUCAUAAGAAUAAUUAUGAGGUUAAAGAGAUGCAGAUUUCUUAUGCAUUAG